CCGGGGAGUGAGUGGUCAUAUAAUACCACGACAUUCACGUUGUUGUGCCGCGUGGAAACCUCGUCUGCCGACAACCCGUAUUGAAUGUAAGUUAGAAUUCUGUUUUGCUUUGGACACUUGUACGCUUUAAACAGUCGACAGAGAAGAGCAUUGCUUGGAACCGUGUGCCUGGAGGUAAUAAUGGUCUAACAGUGUUGUGGAACGUGGAAAACCAGCAAGGCUUUGCCACUGUAAUUAGCGAAUACGAGUCGUGAAUGGUACGUAUGGUACAAUAAAAAGGACAUCAUCGAGUUAGAAACCGUGAUAACCAUCCCCGAGUCUAGCCUAUAUAGGUAGAGACACCGGUGACCAAUAUGGCAGACAGUAAGCGAGUCGACGAUUUGGCAACCCUGAACGUGUUAGACGAGGAUACCAUUCUUAAACAGUUGGAAGUAAGAUACAAGAAAGAUCUCAUUUAUACUUACAUCGGGGAUAUAUUGCUUGCUGUCAAUCCAUAUCGUGAAAUAACAAUCUACACUGACGAGUUGUCAAGUAAGUAUGUUAACUUGAAGUACCGCCGUUCGAUGAGGCCACACAUUUUCGCUAUAGCGGACAAUGCAUACCAUCAGAUGAAGCAAACCGGAGUGAAUCAAUGUUGCGUCAUCAGUGGCGAAUCAGGUGCCGGCAAGACAGAAAGUGCAAAGUUCAUAGUGCAACAAAUCGUUAGGCACUCAGAAACACAUCAACGUGGAAUACAGGAAAAGAUUUUACAGGUGAAUCCAUUACUCGAAGCAUUCGGCAACGCACAAACCGUCAUGAACAACAACUCAAGUCGGUUCGGCAAGUUUAUCGAACUCCAAUUUACAGUCGACGGAAAGGUUUUGGGAGCCAGCAUUACCGAGUACUUAUUGGAAAAGUCGAGAGUUAUUUUCCAGGGUGCCGGAGAGAGGAAUUUCCACAUGUUUUAUUACAUGUUUGCUGGCCUCAACGACAAGAAACUACGUAAAUAUUAUCUGUCAACACCAGAAAAACACAGGAUUUUAAACGGCGGACGCUCACAGCAUAGCAUAUACACUUCUGACGAGGAUUUCCGUCACUGUCAGCAGAAAUACAACGAACUCAAGUCACUACUCAUCACCGUUGGUUUUACCGUCGAGGACGCACUUACAAUGUGGGUACUUCUAGCAGCUAUUCUUCAUCUCGGCGAUUUGGAAUUUGAAUUUGACUAUGACCUUGACGGUGCUUACGUGUCAGACGAACGCAAGCUACAAGUGGUUUCGACUUUACUCAAAGUUGACCCGGUUGAGUUAGCUGCCGCUCUUAUCUCUACUACGCAUAUCACUAGAGGUAUGUUUUGCAAAUCAACAUUCUACUUCCAGUUUGAUGUGUGUAUGAUUUAA
Messenger RNA from Saccoglossus kowalevskii, 1379 nucleotides. RefSeq names its product myosin-IIIa-like. Gene Ontology annotation, biological process: regulation of actin filament length; regulation of DNA-templated transcription; peptidyl-serine phosphorylation. NCBI's taxonomy places the organism in Eukaryota, Metazoa, Hemichordata, Enteropneusta, Harrimaniidae. The record is from RefSeq and is a predicted model, not a curated record. Gene Ontology annotation, molecular function: microfilament motor activity; protein binding; ATP binding. Gene Ontology annotation, cellular component: myosin complex.